UAGUGAGAUUAGAAAUGACCGUAAUACGCUUACAAUUUUAUUAUAUCUGCAUUUACUGCGGAAUGUAGUACAGCAGUGCAUUACGGACAAUUUUUACACAUCCGCCAAUCUGUCAAUAAUAAGUAUAAUGUUCUUAUCAGUAAUUCCUAGUUGACUGCCUCAUUAUCUUAUUUAUUUGUAUUGUAAUGAACCUGGAAAUGUGUGAAUUGAAAUCUAGGUUACUAUGUUGUUGUUUUACUUUCGGAAAUGGAGAACGUAGUGAACGAGCGGACGCAUCUCCUCGAGGUGGCGGAGCAGCAGCAAGAGAGCCCUUCGCCCGUCGCAUGCGCUGCCACCCCGCCGCGCAAGCCCGACGAGCAGAGCGCGCUCAACAGGAUCCUGCAUGAGACUGCCACUAAUGUGAUAGAUGUGGGUGCGUUAGGGCCGUACGCGCUGGAGGCGAGCGCGUACAACGAGCGCGUGCGCACAUACACCGCGCGCGCGGCCGCCGCCCCGCCGCCUCCGCCGCGUGCGCCGCGCCUGCUGGCAGACCUGCCGCCCGCACUGCGCACCGCCGCGCUCUCCUCCCCGCCACCGCACACACUGGACAGGGACCUGAUAACGAAUGCAGUAAAGAAAGCAGCGGCCGCUAUAUCUGAGUUGAGAGUGGAACAUCACGAGGAUCUGGUGGUGCCCUUCAGGGUGCCCUAGCAGCGGGUCUCCAUGUCGGAGGACGACCGCCACUGACCAAGUUAGUGUAUGAACAUGAAUCCCCUGACAUAACUGAGUCGGUUGGGGGAAUGAACAGUGUAACCUUUAAUACGUUAUGUGCCAGUGCCGGAGAAAUAAUAAGUGUGUAAAUCAGGAAAUCCCCUACCAAAAAUACAGUGAAUUCUACUAAUGGUAAAAAUAAUUUUGUUGUGAAGUAAAAAAUCUUUUUUUCUCGUAAUAUUAUGUGUUACGUGGUGAUAUAAAAUGUUAUAUAAAAUCGACAGAUAACAAAUAUUACAGUGCACCGUAUUUCUCCUAAAAUAAUAGGGAAUCUCCUACCAUGAAACUAAAUAUGGAGUAUGUCGAAUUAUUAAAUUAGUGUAAUAUUCUUCUCAGUAAUGUGCAGGCAACACUAAGGAAUACUAACAUACUCAGAACUCUUAAUCAUUCACUACUCUGAGUGUACAUAUAAUCAGAGAAUCCCCUCACAUAAAUCAAAUGACCAGUUUCCUCGUAAUACGAGUACAAUGAGAGAAUUUAUCUUUCUAGUAUUAUAAUCUAUAUAACAAUGAGUUUUCACUGCCGAAACACAUGUAAAAAAUAUA
Papilio machaon (common yellow swallowtail) is the source of this 1295-nucleotide messenger RNA. RefSeq lists its product as uncharacterized. The coding region runs from base 247 to 690 and encodes 147 amino acids. Gene Ontology annotation, molecular function: molecular adaptor activity; guanyl-nucleotide exchange factor activity. The transcript is spliced from 4 exons. Gene Ontology annotation, cellular component: late endosome membrane; Ragulator complex; lysosome. Lineage: Eukaryota; Metazoa; Arthropoda; Insecta; Lepidoptera; Papilionidae. The record is from RefSeq and is a predicted model, not a curated record. Gene Ontology annotation, biological process: lysosome organization; cellular response to amino acid stimulus; endosomal transport.